AAAAAAACUUGCAAAUUUUCAGCCGGAACAACACGUUCGCGGACACCGCCUGCUCCGAAGAAAGUCGUUGCCGGAGUCAAGAAACGUCAACGUGCGGUGAGUGACUUUGGUGCGGUCGGUGAUACGUUACCCGAGUUGAACAGUGAGGAUUUGGUGGAUCACAUCCGGAACGAUGCAAGGAUUAAACCGCCAAUGACGCUUGAUAAGGGAACAGUGAAUGGAGGAGGUGCCGACUUGAAGUUACCGGCAAGUUCGAUGUAUAGAUUUGACACAGCUACGGAUGAUGAAGACGAGGAUGCGAUGCAUCGAAGUAAUGAUUAUUCCAUAUCGAACGCGAUGAGUACGUCUUAUUCACGCCAGGAUCGUAUCCAUCAGCAACAAAAUCAUAUUGUUAUCACUUCGAGUAAAUGGUCGAAUUCGAAUGGUCGUCCUUCAACAGCACUCUCGUCUUUGACAGAUGCCAGUUCACCUGUGGGGAUGAUGGAUAAUUCCGGGAUGCCAACGAAUUCGGACUGGGCCGAUGACCUGGACGAUUCAUAUGAUGAAAGGUGUUCGGAUGUUAUUGCGGUUCGUUUGGAUCGAAAUGAAGCCGGAAGCCUUGGGGUACAAAUAGCGUCGAGUGGUGGCGCUGUCUUCGUGAAACAAAUCACUGCUGAACCGGCCAUUUCGAACCCGAAUAUUCAAGUCGGUGAUAGAAUUAUCACGGUGAACGGUGAACGAAUCGAAAGUUUAACGCAUCAGCAAGUGGUAGAGCUAUUGAAAGGUGCUGGCGAAUCAGUGGUACUUGGCAUUCAACGAUCACUUGACUACAGCACCGAGUUAACGUCCUCUUCUGAUGCCACCACUAAUGAAAAAACGAUCACUGUUGUUCUCGAAAAAUCUCCAACCGGAUCAUUGGGACUGAGUUUAGCCAAGAAGACUGGAUACGAUGGAAUAUUCAUACGGAUGAUAGGUUCGGGGAGUGCAGCAGAUAUUGAUGGAACGUUGCGUGUUGGUGAUAAAAUUUGGCAAGUAAAUGGACAGUCUGUGAAUAAUUACACACCUGGUGCUAUUGUUAACCUUUUGAAAAGUGCUGACAACCCAGUUGAGAUUAUUGUAAAACGAACAAUUACCAAACAGGGUUGA
Anisakis simplex (herring worm) is the source of this 1125-nucleotide messenger RNA. NCBI's taxonomy places the organism in Eukaryota, Metazoa, Nematoda, Chromadorea, Rhabditida, Anisakidae. The record is from the annotation of a GenBank genome assembly.